GCACGCGCGUCAACGCAGGCGCGCUGAGGGAAACCUCCGGCGCGCGCACGGGCUGCUCACCUGUGCGCCUUCAAUGUGCAGGUUAUUCAUAAUGAUGUGAAGCCUCUGCGCCCCCUUGUCGUGCAGAGUAAACGGGGCUUUUUUCGUCGGUUCGCGGUCAGUUUCUUCACUCUCUGGAUGCAGGCAGGAGGAGGAGGAGGAUGAAGGUCUCCGUGGCUGCGGCGCUGUGGUGCAGGAGAUUCGCCUUUGAGAGAAGCAAAACGUGGCCAUCUCAUCCAUGCAUGGGAAGCGGGACCUUCGCCGUCAGGCCAUCCUCGUCUCGGCUCUUGUGAGCGCUGGAGGCCUUGAGCUUGGAGAUGCGACGACAGCGCCGUGCCUUCCUCGCCUCACCUCAAACAUGGAAGCAGAGACCGCACAAAACUCCUGAUGCCUACCCAGAAUCCCCCAUCUCCUGCUCUUCCUCUUCGUCUCCUCUUCCUCCCCAUCUCCACCUCCCUCAUCCUCUUCUCCCGUCCUCCCCGUUACCUUGCGCAUGUCUGUCCUCCUGUCCUGUGAACCAUUUCCUUCCUCCUCAACUUUCUCCUUCCGCAUCCUCACGCCCAACCUGUUUCUCCCCUCCUCCUCCUUCACUUCUCCAUCUCUUUCCCUCCUUCCGUCCGUCCCUCCACGGUCUCCUGCGGGUCCUCCUGGUCCUCCUCGCCUCCCUCUGCUUCCUGCCCUGCCCAGUGCAGGCAGGCUGGUUCCGGGUUGGCGUGGUGGGCCCCUGGGGGUGCGACCCUCUCUUCGCCAAGGCCCUUCCCAGUGUGGCGGCGCAGUUGGCCGUCAACCGCAUCAGCAAGGACCCCUCGCUUUCCUACUCCACCACUUUUGACUACGUUGUGCUGCAGGAGCCAUGUCAGACAUCGAAGGCCCUGGACACCUUCCUGGGUUUCUACACCAAGGCUUCAGGCUACGUCGGACCUGCCAACCCCGGAUACUGUGAGGCCGCCUCCAUGCUGAGCAAAGGCUGGAACAAAGCGGUCUUCCCUUGGGGCUGCGUUGACUAUGAGCUGGACGACAUUCGGAGCCACCCGACCUUCGCCCGCUCCAUGCCCAAGCCGACCUCGGUGCUGCUCAAAGUUAUGCGCCACUUCAGGUGGGCCCACGUCGCCAUCAUCAGCUCUUCGGACGACAUCUGGCUCGAGACCGCCAACAAGGUGGCUAACUCCCUGAGGAACGACGGUAUGCCGGUGAAACUGGUCGCUAUUACGGAGAACACCCCGGAUGGCGUCAGAGGAACGCUGGCCAAGAUCCGCAAGAUGAAACACAUAAGAAUGGUGAUCCUCUGCAUGCACUCGGUGCUGAUCGGCGGCAGACUCCAGAAGUUGCUGCUGGAGACGGCGUACGACAUGCAGCUGAUCGACGGCUCCCUGGUGUUUGUGCCCUACGACGCGCUGCUGUACAGCCUGCCCUACCGCAACGUGAGCUACCCCGCCCUGAGGAGCAACAGCAAGCUGCUGCGGGCCUAUGACGCCGUGCUGACCAUCACCAUCAACUCGCCCGAGACGUCCUUCUACGAGGCCUACGAGGAAGCCAUGGAGAGGGGCGAGGUGGCGAGGACCCUGAUGCCACAGCAGGUCUCUCCUCUCUUCGGCACCAUCUACAGCUCGGUUUUGUUCAUGGCCCACGCCGUGCGGAGCGUCAAGGAGUCGGGGGAGUGGAUGUCAGGGGGAAACUUGGCACGACACCCCCGCAACCUGGACUUCCAGGGCUUCAGCCACCCGGUCAGGACCAACAGCUCUGGAGCUCCUCUGCUGGAUUAUCUCAUCCUGGACACAGAUGGAUUAUACUGGGAGCUGAAGCCAACUUACAGCAUUGAAAUGGAGGCCAACAUGAUUCGGUUCCUCGGUCGAGAAAUCCACUACCCUCGCGGCUCCGGACCCAGGAAGGACUCGCCCUGCUGGUUUAAAAGAGGAACCAUCUGCUCCGGUGGUGUGGAAGUGUGGGUGGCCCUCAGCGCGUUGGUCGGUGUGAUUCUCCUCUCUCUCUUUGCUUUGGUGCUGAUUUACUGCAUCAGGCGACGCAUCCAACAGAUCCGAAUGGUCAAGGGUCCCAACAAGAUCCUGCUGACUCUGGACGACGUCACAUUCAUCAACCCGUCGCUUAGCAACAAGAAGAUGAGUAUGGACGACAGCAGGACCAGCGAGAUGAAGAGGAGCGCCUCUGAGCGCAGCCUCGCGUCCCCGGUCUCCACCCAGUCCCCGGCCACCUACGAGAACUCCAACGUGGUUAUUUACGAGGGCGACUGGGCGUGGCUCAAGAGACUUCCUGACGGGACGUUCAGGACCAUCUACCCGAAAACCACCACCGUGUUUGAGAUGAUGAAGGACAUGCGCCACGAGAACGUUAACCCCUUCCUGGGCUUCUUCCACGACUGCGGGGUGUUUGCCAUCGUGACGGAGUUCUGCUCCCGAGGCAGCCUGGAGGACCUGCUGUUCAACGAGGACGUCAAGCUGGACUGGAUGUUCAAGUCCUCGCUGCUGCUGGAUCUCAUUAAGGGCAUGAAGUACCUCCACCUCCGCGGCGUGAGUCACAGUCGGCUGAAGUCCCGUAACUGUGUGGUGGACGGGCGAUUCGUCCUGAAGGUCACCGACUUCGGUUACAACGAAGUUCUGGAGGCGCAGAGGUUCCCCUACGUGGAACCGACACCCGAAGAGUUGCUGUGGACGGCUCCAGAGAUCCUGAGGAACGGGUUCCCUGGUCUCCACGGGAGCUUCACUGGCGACGUGUACAGCUUCGCCAUCAUCAUGCAGGAGGUGGUGGUGCGAGCGCCUCCCUUCUGCAUGCUGGACCUCCCCGCUGCAGAGAUAAUUGAGAAGAUCCGUAAGCCCCCUCCGCUGUGCCGUCCGGUGGUCAGUCCAGACUACGCCCCCAUGGAGUGCAUCCAGCUGAUGAAGCAGUGCUGGAACGAGCAGCCAGAAAAGAGGCCGCCGUUUGAGGAGAUCUUUGACCAGUUUAAGAACAUCAACAAGGGCAGGAAGACCAACAUCAUCGACUCCAUGCUGAGGAUGCUGGAGCAGUACUCCUCCAACCUGGAGGAGCUGAUCAGGGAGAGGACGGAGGAGCUGGAGAUCGAGAAGCAGAAGACGGAGAAGCUGCUGACACAGAUGCUGCCGCCCUCGGUGGCGGAGGCGCUGAAGAAGGGCUGCACGGUGGAGCCGGAGCACUUCGACAGCGUGUCGCUCUACUUCAGCGACAUCGUCGGCUUCACCACCAUCUCCGCCAACAGCGAGCCCAUCGAGGUGGUCGACCUGCUCAACGAUCUCUACACGAUCUUCGACGCCAUCAUAGGAAACCACGACGUCUACAAGGUGGAGACCAUCGGCGACGCCUACAUGGUGGCGUCGGGCGUCCCCGUCCUCAACGAAAACCGUCACGCUGCAGAAAUCGCCAACAUGGCCCUGGACAUCCUGAGCGCGGUGGGAACCUUCAAAAUGAGGCACAUGCCAGACGUUCCUGUCAGGAUCCGAAUAGGACUGCACACAGGUCCAUGUGUAGCAGGAGUAGUGGGCCUCACCAUGCCCCGCUACUGUUUGUUUGGAGACACAGUGACGACAGCUUCUCGUAUGGAGUCCUCCGGGUUGCCCUACAGGAUCCACGUCCAUGAGAGCACAGUGAAGAUCCUACUGGAGCUGAAACAGGGAUACAAGGUUGAGUUAAGAAGCAGGACAGAGCUCAAGGGUAAAGGAGUAGAGGAGACCUACUGGCUUGUAGGAAAAGAGGGCUUUACCAAACCGCUGCCUGUACCUCCUGAAAUCAAGUCGGGCCCUGCUAGGCCGAGCAUCGUGGGGGAUUCGAAGGAAGUAAAGCAUCUCUUUCACAAGACGGUGAAGAAGAUCUCGCACAUCCGUGUCAUGGCUCAGCUCAACACAGCCGAUGAUGGCGGUGGCACGUUGUUACACCACUGACUGACCGGUCACAUCGUAGGACUAAGUGUGACCUAUGAACCCUCUCCAUCGGGAAGCGUUUGCCUGGAUUUGAUCUCUGCUUGGGCGUGUUCACACUGUGAAACGUUGAGCGGUGAUUAUCUGGUUUAAAAGCCAGGCACCUUUGGUUGGACAUGGAUUUGGAUAAGGUUUUGAAGAUUCUCACUAGCAGUCCAGGCUUCCUUGUGUACUGAAUGGAGACAUUUGGAGGGAAAUGCUCCACCGUUGAUCUGUCACAUCGCAGCAGAAUGUGACUUUUGAACCCUAUUGGAAAGUGAUUGAAUGAAUGCCAAUGCAAUGACCAGAGUCUUGAACUUUCCUCUGGAUUGUAUGCAAAAAAAUGCAGUGGACGUGCGCAAGAAGCAUGACCAGACAAUGAUGGAGGUAAAUACGGAUCAAAACGACAAUCUCCACAUGCUGAGACCUUUGGGAAAUGAAAGGUCAUGUAUUACAAGAACAAGAACAAGUGACUGGCGGAUUUUAAAAGUCCCUGGGUUUGUCUCUUGGACGUGAACAGGAGGUGUAAUCGCACACUGAAGGAAGCAGGCCCUGGGACUUCUGGGAUUCUUACUUUUAAACCAUGGAGACUACAAGCAAAAGUAAGAUACAGCACGUACGACCGGGGUCCAAGCCCCCCAUUUUUCAAGCAUCCGCCCUGCUGAAGUGUCCUUUAGCAAGACACCAAAUCCCGACCAGGUCCUGGGCUUCUGCUCUGUGGCUCACCUCUGACCUUUGACCUCCCUGUGGAGGUAGAAGUGGAAUUUUCAUACAAAGAUCAGAUUAAAGUAAAGAUGUCUGUGCAUGGCAACAGACAUGGGAGCAUCGAUUGUCGUUGAUUUAAAGGAUAAUUCUGGCGAUUUAAAGCUUGUAUUCUCGGUCUUGGUUGCCCCUCAUAUUCCAAAUUCAAGGUCUGUUUGCACACAGUCAGUGCAGUUGGAGAUAUCAGGGCUCAUUAAUGACGAAGAAGCCAUUUUUUUCUGUUAGGAUAUGAAAAAAACAGCUUCCACAGAGCAAAACACUAUGCCUUCAUUUGCUUUGGUCAAAGUUUCGGUUUCAUUAUUUUCCUUUUCCUUGAGUUGAGGGUUUUAUUGCCACAUCCAUGUUAAUCCACUAGCUCAAAAAAAGAGGGUCAGAUAGGUUUUUCUCAGUUGCCACCAUCUUUUUUUAACGUGGACUCUUAUGGGGCGUUGGCUGUUAAUUGGUGUCAAAUGGCUGUUUUCUGUUGAAACAAGUUCAACUUUUCCGAAAAACAGCUGUGACCUCAGUUGCUUUUUUUAUCAGUCGACCAAACACAACAAGACGAUUAGAUAUAGAACCAGAACUAUUCUGGUUUACAACGUGUCAACUAUGUAACCAGCCUUUUUUAUAUCAGCCCAAAAAAAUCUCUUGGCAGCGCUUUGCUCCCUCUGGAAAAGACGACGGCAGCUGAGAAAAACAGCCUUAUUUGGGAUGUCGUCGUACAUUCGGACAGCUGAUAUUUUGUUUUUCAAGCUUGUACAAGUCUUGAUUUUGAAAACGAUGUGUUAAACAGGUUAAAAAAAAAAUCUCAUCAUGGCUGAAGUCGGUAACGACAGCUUUCACCUGGAUUGACCGGAUCAGAGCAGGUCACAGAAACAGCAGGUGGUCGUAAUGUUCGGGGUGUUUAUGAACCUCUCUGCGAUCCGUACUGAGGAAAGUUAACAGGUGGAGGGCAGGGGCUAGUGAAAGUGUUAGUUCAGAUUAGCGGCUGCCACCAAGCAUGUGUGUGUGUGAGAGUGUGUGUAUUAACGGCUUGAGUUGAUGAGAUGAAGUCCCAUGCAGUGCUAUGUAUAGAUGCUGGGAAUCGGUGCGUCAGCAAAGCGGGGAUCCAGAGGAACGGCCUGUCAGCAGCAGAGAAGCACAGCUAAUCUCUCUGUUUCAUUUCUCCUCCCUCGCUCUUUUCCAUAUUACCACAUCCUCCUCCUCUGACGGAGCGAGAGACGAGACGGUUAGGGACGGAGAGAGAACGUAAGAGAGGCGAGAAGAUGAGAAGGAAAAGAAAAAUCUCCCAUUCAGAAGCUUGCGCCGAUAACUUAACCAACAGCCUUUCAGUUUCUUGUCAAUUUCCUUCUCGCCCAACUUGCCACCCUAAAAAAAAAAAAAUCUAUUUGUCUUCAUCAGCAGCUCACAUCGUUUCCUUCUCCUCCUCACCCUGUGCUGACGCAUCGUGUCGUCAGCAGGUUUAUUUUCAGUUUUGAGGAAUCUCGCUGCGUGUCUGCUGCUCUGUCAGCAUGUCUGUGUGAUGUUUACAAGUGUCAGGCUGUUUUUUUGUUUUCUGAGCUUCGUUUUUGGCGACAGACAGACAACAGGCCUCGCACACUGAUAAAUAUCAGCCUCUAAUGUUCAGAGCAUCCUUAUAUGUUCAAGUAUUCAAUUUACUUUCCCCCAAAGGCCCUCAACCACUUCGAAUUCAGUUUGUGAUUUCCUACAUUUCCCAGAAUGCCUUUCAGCAGCCCCAAGGGAACAGGUGUGAACCUGUUGCUUAGAUACAGAGGUGGGUGUACAUGGCCGUACAACGAGACUGAAUGCAUAAUACAGAUAAUACUGAGAAAACUGUGCAAACUGGGAGGGUAAAAAGUUGAUCCAUUGACUUUGUAUUGUGUGAAGCUCGUUUUUCACUGGUAAUGCCGACCAAACGUGUACAGAUAUAACCUCAAACUGACCUGUACUUUUAAUGUGACGACGGCAGGAAGCCAAGGAGGCACCUGCACACAAUGCAAAGACAAUGAAGAGCGACAAAUUGUUUUCCUUUAAACACUGUCUCUACGGCUCGGACGUUUCUAAAAUCACAACACAUAACCGAGCCACCGAAACUACAUGGUUAAGGUUAGGAAAAGGGCAUGUUUAAGGUUGGGAAACGGAAGCUGACGUUUGCUAUUUAGGUAGCUAAACCUAACUAUUGACUAUUUGAACACCGUUCUCCUGUUGAUGGAGCGAUCCAUGGUUGCUAUGGUAACCAGCAAUAACACACUCUCUCAUAUGGGUUUGUGCAGUUUUAUUGAAGUAUAUCCCUUAAGUAACCGGGGUAUUUAUGAAGUUUAAUAACAAGCACUUGCAAGUAUUUACCUUAAGGUGAAUCAUUAGGAUGUUCUGUGCAACAUUUGCUAACUAAUAUCAGCGAACGUUAGCUCAUGUUUUGUGAUGUUAACCGAUAAGCGCCCUCUUAACCAUGACCCUUUCCGACCCUUAACCAGGUAGUUUUGCUGGCUAACGAAGAAAACAAAGGAAAGGAAAGUGGCUAAAGUAGCUAAUGAGCUAACGCUGGCUGGGGAUGCGUGAACAUUAACCGUCACGUGGCGUUGAUGCAGGUCCCACCACAUUGGCUGUAAGUGUACAUGUUCAUAUAAAAUGUAUUUUUGGUUCAGAAACGUUGACAUUUCAGUGUAUUUGUUGGUUUUCAGAAAUGUAAAAUGCCGGCAUUCAGGUGACUGUCAGCCUCUGCCUCGACCACCACAGAUUUCUUGUUUUAUUGCUGUUAAAUGUUAAGGAAAAAUGGCAAAUCUAGAAAGAAACCGUUGCUUUUUUUAUUCUGAUGGCCUGGCAGCGACAUUUUACCUGUUGCCGUUUUAGAUCACUCCAUUAUAGCUGGGAUUUCAAGUCGUAUAAAGGCUGUUUUAACUAUUUUAAAGAGUUUUACAGUGACAUUUUCCUGCGGUAAACUAAAAUUAAACCGUAGGUACUCCAGGUGUAAGUCCCAGCUGGGUUCCCAAACUUUCCCUCAUCUACCGUGAAAAUGUCCUUUGACCAAGGCAAUACUUGGCGUCUCUCAGCAAACCUUGGAUUAAUGAAAGCUAAAAAUAAUCCAAACAAUUAACAAGCAGAAAAGAAUGUAUUGAACAGGAUUAUUCCCAUGAGAGGGCCGCUUUCGGUGUUUUUGUUUCAGCUGCAUCCAUCAGAUCUGCAUUCAUUUUCCCUCCAAUGUCUUUCAUCUUCUAUAUUUCAAGUUUUUCAUGCAGAUGUUUCACUUAAAUAUGUUUGUAUGAAUGCAUGGAUGUAUUACUUUUUAUUUAUCUCUGUAUCUUUAAUUGCAAGAGUUACUUUAACUCCAGAGUUAACAAACUGCUCAUUUUUGUUUUGUAGAGUGUAGGUGCAAAUGAUCAAAGUAUAAUAAUUAAUUCAGAAUCUAUUGUAGGAUUUUGCUAUCAGCAGCAUAAUAGAGUCAACUUUUUAUUUUUUAUUUUUUGUUACCAAACAUGCCUGGCAGAGUCCUUGCAAUAAAGUUUUGGGUGCUUGAAUGUGA
Myripristis murdjan (pinecone soldierfish) is the source of this 8223-nucleotide messenger RNA. It is a transcript of the gene gc2, whose product is annotated as guanylyl cyclase 2. NCBI's taxonomy places the organism in Eukaryota, Metazoa, Chordata, Actinopteri, Holocentriformes, Holocentridae. The coding region runs from base 357 to 3947 and encodes 1196 amino acids. Gene Ontology annotation, biological process: intracellular signal transduction; protein phosphorylation; receptor guanylyl cyclase signaling pathway. The record is from RefSeq and is a predicted model, not a curated record. The transcript is spliced from 24 exons. Gene Ontology annotation, molecular function: guanylate cyclase activity; adenylate cyclase activity; protein kinase activity. Gene Ontology annotation, cellular component: plasma membrane.